Penicillium crustosum is the source of this 1227-nucleotide messenger RNA. Its product is annotated as uridine-cytidine N-ribohydrolase. Gene Ontology annotation, biological process: purine nucleoside catabolic process. Gene Ontology annotation, cellular component: cytosol. Bases 1 to 1227 code for a protein of 408 amino acids. Gene Ontology annotation, molecular function: purine nucleosidase activity. The record is from RefSeq and is a predicted model, not a curated record. The transcript has 5 exons. NCBI's taxonomy places the organism in Eukaryota, Fungi, Ascomycota, Eurotiomycetes, Eurotiales, Aspergillaceae.
AUGCGGGGAUCUGUUUAUGGCCAACCAUAUGUACUUAAGUGCCUAAGUGGCCUCUUGAUUCUCAAUUAUAUUUGUUACUCUAAGAUAUACACCAUGUUAGACCAAGUUAAUCAACAUAAUCCUACUCCAUUGUGGUUGGAUUGCGAUCCUGGCCACGAUGAUGCCUUUGCAAUUCUGAUCGCCGCUCAUCAUCCAUCUUUGAACCUUCUUGGAAUCAGUACUAUCCAUGGAAAUGCAUCGUUAGAGAAGACAACUGCCAAUACCGGCAGCGUUCUUGAGGCGAUCGGCAAGCCCGAUAUUCCUGUCUAUCCCGGCAGCCAUAAGCCAUUUUCACGGCCUGCUCUUCAUGCGCCCGAUAUUCAUGGAGAAUCUGGUCUUGAUGGGACCGACCUUCUUCCAAAGGCUACUAGAGCACCCGUCACCGAUAAGAACGCCAUUUUGGCCAUGAGAGAUGCACUUCUUGCACAGCCCAAGGGCACUCCCUGGGUAGUUGCGACGGGCACAUUGACCAAUAUCGCACUGUUGUUUGCAACAUUCCCCGAGGUGGUUGAACACAUCCAAGGGCUGAGCAUUAUGGGUGGUGCCAUCGGUGAAGGAUUCACCGAUGCUCCCAUGAGCAGACUUCCAGGUGAGAAGUCUAGGAUCGGAAAUGUGACCCCAUGGGCUGAGUUCAACUUCUAUUGUGACCCCGAGUCUGCCGAGUCAAUCUUUAGCAACCCAGUUCUUGCAUCCAAGACAGCCAUUAUGGCUUUGGAUCUCACACAUCAGGUUUUGGCCUCACAGGCCAUUCAAACGCGCAUCUUGCAUGGCUCGAUCCACUCGGCCGAGGAACCCACUAUCCUUCGGCAAAUAUUGCACGCGCUACUCACUUUCUUCGCUGCCACAUAUGAGAAAGCUUUUGGUUUGACCACCGGGCCUCCGCUGCAUGAUCCCCUUGCUGUGGCUGCGAUCUUGUCGACAUUGAAUCCAGCCUUUGCCAGCAAGCACCCUAAUCAAGCUCUUGUGUUUGAUGACAAAGGCGGCGAGCGUUUUGCUCUGAGUAUUGUCACCGAUGGACAGCAUGGGAAAGAUGUAUCCAUAACAGGUCAACUAGGGCGCUCGGUCGCUACUCCUGUAGAUGGUCCGGGCGUUGCUAUCCCCAGGGGUGUUGAUCUAGAUGCUUUCUGGAACAUGGUCCUACAAUGUGUCCAGCUGGCCGAUGAUUGCAAUGCUGCACGCAAAGUUUGA